This is a messenger RNA of Adelges cooleyi (spruce gall adelgid), 3016 nucleotides long. Its product is annotated as lymphoid-specific helicase-like. NCBI's taxonomy places the organism in Eukaryota, Metazoa, Arthropoda, Insecta, Hemiptera, Adelgidae. Gene Ontology annotation, biological process: negative regulation of gene expression via chromosomal CpG island methylation; pericentric heterochromatin formation; DNA methylation-dependent constitutive heterochromatin formation. The transcript is spliced from 19 exons. Gene Ontology annotation, cellular component: nucleus; pericentric heterochromatin. Bases 398 to 2773 code for a protein of 791 amino acids. Gene Ontology annotation, molecular function: ATP binding; chromatin binding; ATP-dependent chromatin remodeler activity. The record is from RefSeq and is a predicted model, not a curated record.
GUAAGAAAAAACUAUAAACCUGGUUAACGGUGAUUGUUAACCGUUACCGGUGUUUUUCAACAAUUGGCUGGUUUCAGCAGACAGCUGCAGACAGUAAUCAGUAUUCAGAUUUCAGUUUUAACUCAAUUUCAAUAUACCUACAUAAUAUAGUCAUCAAUCGUUAGAUAACCGUUCCAGGGACGGAGAGAAAACGCCAUAGAUCUGUUAAGCGUCUUCAACAUAUAGUGAAGAUCAUUUUUUUAAAGUUAAUUGUUUUCGUUAUUAUUUUAUGUAAGGUGAAUUGUUUUUUUCCUAACCGUUUUAACUAUGGUCAAUGUUGUUUAAGAGUAAAUUUAUGUUUUUUGAAAAAAUAAUUUAUUAGCUAGUAUUUAUAUUUAUUUGAUUGAAAUUGAACUAUAUGAGUAACAUGGAGUCAAAUAGGAGUUUGAUAAAGAGUAGUACAAAGGAUUAUGAUACUGUUAAAGUGAAGAUUGAAAAUGAGGAUUCUGGUUUAGACUGUAUUACAACUGAUACAAAUAUGACUGAACCAAAUAUGGAGAAUUGCAUAAAUGAAAAUCAAUCCGUGAAUUACAAUGAGAAUGAAAACGAUGAUUCGGGUUUGGAUAACAUUACAAGUAGUAACAUUACAACUAAUUUAAUUGACAAUAGUUUCUUGCCUAAAGAAAUGCUAAUAGAGGAACAACGCCUGCGAGAAGAACACAGACAAGAAGAUGAUGCUAUGGUUGACGACCUUGAUGAACAAGAAAAGCAAAAAAGAUUUCAAAAUUUAUUAACUCUUUUGGAAAACAGUACCAAGCUAACAGACAUUUUUGAGACUAGAUUAAAAAAAUGUAAACUACAAAUUAUAAAAAAAGAAAUCCAGGCAAAAAAGAAAGCUGAUAAAAUGAAAGAAAACUUACCAUCGAACAAUAAAUUGAAUGAAGAUAAAAAAACGAUAACAGAUAAUUUUGUGGAAGAAGAAUAUUAUUUGAGCUUGUUCAAACAACCAAAAUUAUUUCACGGAACUCUAAAAUCUCAUCAAGUAGAAGGACUCCUUUGGAUUAGGACGUUAUUUGAAAACGGCUUAAAUGGUAUUCUAGCUGAUGAUAUGGGUCUUGGUAAAACUAUACAAACUAUAGCGUUCUACUGCUUUCUCAUCGAAAUGGGUAUAAAAGGACCUUUUCUAGUCAUUGCACCUCUUUCAACUAUACCUAAUUGGUUAUCGGAAUUUGUUAAAUUUUCUCCUGAAUUGCCUACAGUAUUGUACCACGGUACAGAAGACAAACGUAAGGAUGCUCGGCCUCUGAUUAAAAAAACUCAAAAAGUCAACAACAUGAACUGCUUUCCUGUAAUCAUAACGACCUAUGACGUGAUGAGAACAGACGUUAAUUUUUUGGCAACUAUAGACUGGAAGUAUAUUACAGUUGAUGAAGGACAUAAACUCAAAAAUUUCAACGCACAAGUGUCAAAGGCUAUGCGUAAGUUUAGUUGUGCAAAUAAGCUUAUUCUCACCGGAACACCUAUUCAAAAUGAUAUGUCUGAACUUUGGUCUUUGUUGAAUUUAUUGAUGCCCAAAUUAUUUAAUAAACUAGAAGACUUCAACUCAUGGUUUGUGAUUGAAGACUUUUUCAGUGAUAACCACAAAAUAGCCAAUAUGGCGAAAAAAAAUGAAAUUUUAGAUAUUAUUCAAAAGGUUAUAAAGCCUUUUAUUUUGAGACGUGAAAAAAAAGAAACUGAUUUAAACCUUCCCCCGAAAAAAGAAAUUGUUGUUUAUGCUCCAAUCACCGAGAAACAACAAGAACUGUACAUGGCUACGUUACAAAAACACAUGGAAGUAUUACUAAAUAAAGAAAAGGAGGACAGUAACAUUAUAGAGGGGCCGAGACCUAAACGAAAAUGUGUUGAAUCUAUAAUAGAAUAUACUGAUAUGCUUGCCAUAAAAACUGACCCUAAAGAAGAAGAAGUGCCUAUUAGAGAAGUGGCGCUCAGCAUUGUAAUGCAAAACCCUGUCAUGCAACUAAAAAAAAUAGCAAACCAUCCUUACCUUGUUCACAUGCCACUAAUUAAAGGCACGGAACAAAUUUUGGUUGAUGAAAAUAUUGUAAAAGUUAGCGGAAAAUUUCAAGUAUUGGACGCCAUGCUGACUAAGUUAAAACUGCUCGGACAUAAGGUGUUACUAUUUUCAACGAUGACACAAUUGUUAGAUGUUAUCGAAGAGUUUAUGAUUUACCGUUCGCAUAAAUAUACUCGUUUAGAUGGUACAAUGCAGAUUGAGGGUCGUGUCGAAGCUAUGAGAAUAUUCAAUACUGAUCCGGAAUAUUUUAUAAUGUUGAUAUCGACGCGUGCUGGUGGACUUGGUUUGAAUCUUACGUCAGCAGAUACUGUUAUAAUAUUUGAUAGCGAUUGGAAUCCUCAAGUAGAUUUACAAGCUCAAGAUAGAUGUCACAGGAUGGGACAAGAAAAACCUGUUGUCGUUUACCGUUUAUGUUGCAAAAACACUAUUGACGAAAAGAUAUUAACGCGUGCCACAGCAAAAAGGAAACUCGAAAAAAUUGUCAUCGGAAGCGGUACAUUUAAUAAUAGGAGUUCAAAACUAUCACUAACUUCUAUCGAGGAAUUAUUAACUUUGUUAGAAUCGUCUGAUUACAACAAGAAAAUUCAGUCUAAUGGAUUUAUUUUUACUGAUGAAGAACUAGAUGCACUUCUAGAUCGUUCCGAUUUGAUGAUAGAAGCGACCUCCAAGACGACUACAUCAAAACCAGUUGGCCAUUUCAAAGUAGUGAGUUCAUCGUAAAAUUGUAUUUAUAAUUCCUAUGUUUAUUUUUAUAUUUUUUUAAUUUCAAGUAUUUUUCUUAUAUGUUUCACCAUCACAAAAACUACCUAUAAUUUGUUUUAUAUUUUUUUAAUUUUAUAAUGUAUACUUGUUUUUGUUUAAUGUAUAAAAAUAGAUUGAUAAUGCAUUUUUGUUUUUAUAAGGAAAUAAAUUUCUAAUGUUGCAUGACAAAUACUAAUAAUAAAAUUUAAAAAGAAAUUGUGU